AUGGCUAGCAUUGCGUAUGGCGACGACAUCUUUUGCCAGGACAUUGCGGUCCUCGUGCCGACGUCGGGCGAGGCGAGCCAUGACUCGCCGUCGUCUCUGUCGUCGGGCUCGGAGGCCAAGAAGCGUCGGCGGCCCACGGCCCUCGACGAGCUCAAGUACCUCCGUGCCAAGCACGACGAGCUGUCCACGCAGCUUGAGCAGCUCCGAGCCAUCACGAGCAUUGUGCCCGUCGAGUCGCAGUGGGCCAGCCGGGCGGCCACGCAGGCGCAAGCGGCGCAGCAAGCAUUGCACGAGAACGCCCAACUCCAAGGUCUCCUCGACGACCAAAUGAAGCUGCUGGCGACACUCCAGCGGGCCUUUACGCGCCGCCCCAAGCUAUGUGCGUACUCGGCCAUGGCGUCGUGGAAGCGUGCGUCCUUGGGCCCGACCGACCGGCACGCGACGCUGGCCCGUAUCCUCGAUGACCACCUCGGCAAGCUCAGUACCGAGUACAUUCGCCACGACCUGCACGCCCACGAAGCGAGCCGCGAGCGCUACGUGCAUGUUCAGCUCGAAGAUAGCGAGGACGGCGAUGAGGCGUCCUUGGUGCUGCACAUGACGGUCUGCCACUCGUGGCCAGUGCCGUUUAUGGAGCUUGCCGCGCUCUU
This is a messenger RNA of Saprolegnia parasitica CBS 223.65, 647 nucleotides long. RefSeq lists its product as hypothetical. The transcript has a single exon. Lineage: Eukaryota; Oomycota; Saprolegniomycetes; Saprolegniales; Saprolegniaceae. The annotation marks the transcript as partial. The record is from RefSeq and is a predicted model, not a curated record.